AUGAGAUUUCUCAACUUUCAAGCGUUCACAGUUCUCUCAUUAUGCUUCACAAUCAGCAGCGCACUAGUGAUUCCUUCAAUAGCUAGAAGAGAACAAUCGAAAAUACCAGACUAUCAUGCACCAAGCUCUUUGAACCAUACUUUAAAUUCUAGCUCAGAAACUGUACCAAUUUACAAUGGUGGUGCAAAUCUGAUUCCUCAUAAAUACAUUGUGAUAUUCAAAGAUAAUCUUCUGGCAAACGAUAUGAUUCAACAUAAGCAAGUGAUUCAAAAUAAACAAGUUAUUGCAGCCUCAAGUAUAAAUGAUACUCAACACUCGUUCUUCAAUGCCACAAGGGCAGCAAAUAAUACUUCUACAAAUGGUGGGAUCAUCACAGAGUUUAAUGUCACCAACAAUUUCAUUGGAUAUGCCGGAUUCUUUUUACCAGAAACCCUUGAAACAAUCACCGAGAGUAACACCGUUAAGUAUAUCGAGCAAGAUACCUUUAUAACUGCCCAGAAUGAGUUCAUAACACAAUACGAAGCACCUUGGGGGCUCGAAAGAAUCUCUCAGCGUGAUAAAGUGCCAUAUCAGCCAUCUGGUCCGUUUGUAUUUGCUGAUUAUGCCGGCGAAGGGGUAAAUAUCUACGUUGUUGAUACUGGUAUCCAAAUAUCUCAUAAAGAUUUCAAUGGCAGGGUCAUUGGCGAAGUUAAUUUCUCUCAAGAUGAAAAUGGUGAUCUCCAAGGCCAUGGAACUCAUGUUGCUGGUACUGCAGCUGGAGAGUUCUACGGUGUGGCAAAGAAGGCCAAUAUCAUAUCGGUGAAGGUCUUGGAUAAUAAUAAACAGUCCUCGUGCACCCAACUCAUCCAGGGGUUGCAAUGGACCAUCAAUGACCACCAUCAAAGAUCCAACACUCCAGGGUUCCGGGGGUCGGUGAUUAACGCAUCGAUAGGCGGUAGCUUGUCGAUAGCUGUUAAUAACCUCAUUGAGGCAGCAGUAUUUCUGGGGAUCCAUGUUGUGGUUGCUGCUGGAAAUUCUGGUGAUGAUGCCUGUAACUAUUCUCCAGCAGCAUCGCCUCUGGCGAUCACCGUUGGUGCCACUACGGUAAACGACACCAGAGCCGAUUUUUCUAAUUACGGUCUGUGCGUGGAUAUUUGGGCCCCAGGAUUGGAUAUCCAAUCCGAUUACAUUGGUCCAAGCAACCAGGAGGUAGCCUGGCUCAGUGGGACCUCGAUGGCUUCACCACAUGUUGCGGGGGUUGUUGCUUAUUUGCUUUCGUUAGUUCCCGAAGCAGAAUCGGAAUUUAAAAUUCUGAAUAUAGUAUUAAGCCCAGCCAAUGUCAAGAGAGCUCUACAGGCAUUAGGUAGCAAAGGAAAAUUGUCGGGGGUCAAUAGUCAAGAAAUUCCAAAUGAUUAUUUGUUGUUUAAUGGUGCCAAUACCGUUAGUGAUUAUCUGCAGUUUUAUAAGUCCAUGUCUUGGUGA
Molecule: messenger RNA, 1461 nt
Organism: Saccharomycopsis crataegensis
Lineage: Eukaryota; Fungi; Ascomycota; Saccharomycetes; Ascoideales; Saccharomycopsidaceae
Exons: 1
Coding region: 1-1461 (486 amino acids)
Biological process (GO): proteolysis
Molecular function (GO): serine-type endopeptidase activity
Source: RefSeq, a predicted model, not a curated record